Rotaria sp. Silwood2 is the source of this 447-nucleotide messenger RNA. NCBI's taxonomy places the organism in Eukaryota, Metazoa, Rotifera, Eurotatoria, Philodinida, Philodinidae. The record is from the annotation of a GenBank genome assembly.
AUGCUUUGGUGGCAUCUUCUUUUCUGCAUUAUUUCCAUUCACAGAAUUGUUUAUUUUGUUCGAUCACAAGAUGAAGAUGAAGAAUCAACAACAGUUCCUUUAUCGACAACUGUGAAUCAAGUUGAAGAACAGUUAAUUGGACGUGUUUCAUUGUCUAUACCAACUCGUACAGUUACCGAUCUCAUAAACAAUGGAAGUCAACAGAAUGUAAAUCUAAUUUAUUUAAAUGAAUCAUCAAAACAACGUAUUAUCAUUGCUCUUGCUGUUCUAUGUGCAGCUCUUGUUGUUUUACUCGGGUUUCUUGUUUCAAUUAUUGUGUGUCAAUGGUUACAACAUGAUAGAGAUGAAGACGAUUCGCUCAAUGAAACAAGUAAAGCACAAACAAAUCUAGCCGAUCCUUCAUAUAAUUAUCAUAAUCAUAUCUAUCGACAAACAGUUAAACUUUAG